Molecule: messenger RNA, 849 nt
Organism: Fusarium verticillioides 7600
Lineage: Eukaryota; Fungi; Ascomycota; Sordariomycetes; Hypocreales; Nectriaceae
Exons: 2
Coding region: 1-849 (282 amino acids)
Source: RefSeq, a predicted model, not a curated record
AUGGCCAACGACACCAGUGGCAUUGACUUCGGGAAUGAGAGAGCUAAAGACGCUCUCCGGAUAGUCUUGGACAUUGUCCACGGCAAAGAGGUAGUGAACUAUGAAGAUUUCAGCCCUCGCCUUAUAUUCUACAUUCUCGAAGUUCAUGCCUGGUUGGGACACCCGAAAACCACUUACAGCUGCUAUAUGGAUCCAACAAUGGUCGGAACUCAAGGAGCACCAUCCUCUACGUUUUUCGACAAGGACGCCAUCUCAAGGGGUAUCUUUGACAUGGCAAGAAAGGCUAAGUAUUUGUAUCGGGUGAAAGACUGGCUCCUUCUGGCUCCUGUAGCCGAAAAGCUAAGACUUCAAGACGUUAGGCAAUUGAUCCUUGACAACUUAUGCCUUUUCUGCAGAGCCGAUAAGAGAGAGUUGCCCGAAGAGGUAAGGGAUUGCAUCGAGGAUAGGGACUGGGCCAAGAUACAGGACCUUGGACUUAUUGACAAUAAAUUGCUGAACAAGCGUGAGUUUUAUGUCGAAAACAUCAUCAAGGGGUUACGUCUUCUUUCCCACCAAGUCCUCUACAUGGAGGGAGGCAUUCUUCCCACCGGAAAUAUAUUUAAUACCUAUCAAGACUAUAGAGUUGCAGCAUGUUCCUACUGUCGAUCGCUUUCUUGUGACGAAUUUCAACGGGAGCUCAUCUCAGCGCGGUUAUGGCCGCUGUGCGCUGAGGCUUACCAAGAUCGCAUCAUUGAUCUACUUCACGCAAUAAGGGAUAUGGAAGAAAGGACUCUUGUUGGAAGAGACUGCAACCAGUUAACCCAUCUAUACGAUCACCUACGGAUGAUGUGUACCGAACCGGAGCGUUAG